Molecule: messenger RNA, 672 nt
Organism: Fonsecaea nubica
Lineage: Eukaryota; Fungi; Ascomycota; Eurotiomycetes; Chaetothyriales; Herpotrichiellaceae
Exons: 1
Coding region: 1-672 (223 amino acids)
Molecular function (GO): carbon-sulfur lyase activity
Source: RefSeq, a predicted model, not a curated record
AUGGCUGCCUCUUCUGAUGACUCCAAAUCCUACUUCCCUCUGGCUGGCGGUGCCGACGAUGGCUGGACCAAGGGUGAUGAAGCUACCGCGACGUGUUUCUGUGGUGCCGUCCAGCUGGUCUUUGUAAGUUUCAAUCUCCCCAUCACCGAGCAUGCUCAAGUUGCACGCGCUACUUUUUGUGAGGAAGAACGACUUUCUCUUCUUUUGGGGGGUGGUACUGCCCGACGCGCUUUGACUGACCAAGAAAUUGUGACCAAGGCCACCAAAGCCCCAGGGCUCGUUGACAGUUUCUUGUGUCACUGUAGCGACGACCACAAGAUCCAUUCGUCCAUGUUCGCCUCCAACUUCAUCAUCGCCGACACCCACCUGAAGCACGCACGCGGCCGCGAGAAACUCACGGCGUACAGCCAGUCCAAGACGAUCGCCACCGGAAACGACAUGACCAACUAUUUCUGCUCCGUGUGCGGCACUCUCAUGUACCGCGUCAGUUCCGGCUGGCCGGGGAACAGCAUUCUGCGCAUCGGCACCGUGGACGACUUCCACCUGCACGCCACCAAGCUGAAGCCCACGUUCGAGCAGUUCACGCGCGAGCGCGUCGAGUGGCUGGAGCCUGCCCGUGGAGUCGCGCAACAUGACGGGAAUUAUCUGGUCAAGGGGACUUACAACCCGUAA